AUGAAUUCUAUUGAUUUGGAGAGAUUGGAUGAUUACAGUCCAAUAACAAAUAUUCUCCAGAUCAAUUAUCCUGAUAUCACUAUUCCAAAAUCCUUAUCAGAAGAAAUUAAAAAUAUCUUUCUCAAAUAUUCAGACAAAACACUAGAAGGAACCGAAGAAAUCAUUAAAAAACUCAAAACUGGUGUGUCUGUCGACGAGAUUAAAGAAGAAUAUGACUUCCCUCCGCCAAUUAAUUACAAAGAUAUCGAUUUUAUAUUGAAGUAUCAAGUUACAGAGAACAAAGGUCAUUUAUACAUUGGAUACCAUCUUUUACGAUCAGCUGCCCUUUGGUUUUUCGCAGAUAAGUCUUAUCAUAACAGAGAAACCUUCGAAUCAGUCUUUAAAUCGAUUGAUUAUGCAAAUCAGAUCAUUUACAGACAAUUGUCUUCAGAAUUAUUUAUGUUUUACUGCUCAAAUGUCUUUCAUUAUUAUUAUGAUAAAUUUACUGAUGAAAUAAGGCAGUUAUUCAUUAAAUUCAUUAAUGAGCGGAGAGUUAAGAUUGCCAAAUCACUCUCAGAAUCUCUUACAUCUUAUCAUCUGAACUUUAUGAAACUCAUUUUACAAAACAUGGAUAUUCCGACCAUCGUAUCGUUAAUUCAAACAUUUACAGAUAUAUUCAAUGAAAGCAAUUGUUCAGCAGAAAACUUGCACAAAAUUUCUUCGAAUUUCAAGUUUUUCAUACCAAAAUUGAAGCAAGAUAUAGAGUCCCAACAACUAUCAUUAUGUUUACUUGAUUUCUAUACUGUUCUUGGCAAGAUUUCUCAGCUUACAAAAGAAGAUUCAAAUGUCAUUUACAAAUGUCUCAUAAAGACAGAAGAUAAGCAAGAUCCAGGCUAUCACAUCUACAAGAUAUUGAAAAGAAUCAUUGUUGGCAAGCCAGGAAGCACAAGAAUCCGCAAUGCAAAUAUUAUUUUUAAUUUCUUGCAAAUUUUCAUGCAUUCGUCCAGAUCAACCGAUGCAUUCACAUUCAUACUCAAUCUCUGCCAGCAGCAUGUCAGUAAUAUCAUCAUUUUAAGUGACAAUGAUGUUGACUAUGAUUUAUUAAACCUUAUUCGCGAAAACGAGCACAAUUUAGAUAUGAUACAUAUCAUAGGAUUAUCCCUACAGCUUGUUUCUUCAAUUGCCCAAUUCUCUUCCACUCCAAAAGUUGUUUCAAGAUUAUUGUCACUUUUGAAGCCAAGAAACGGCUUUUUGUCAACAUUGCAUGCCACUUAUAUUGUCAUGCAUUUCAACCUUGUUGAGUUAUCCGUCAAAUCACCGAUUGCCGCUCUUCCUCUUGGCGAAAACAAACCAACAAUUUUUGUUGAAAGUUUGCCAACGAGUUGUUUGAGUGAAGAUUUUUACAUCGGGUUCUGGCUUUAUGUUUUAGAUGACACUAAGGAUGUUGUUACCAGUCUCUUCCGUAUUUACGACAACAAGGACAGAUCAUACAAUAUAAACCUGAUUGGAAAUAGAAUCGAGUUUUCAAUUCCUGAAAAUUUUGAACAUUUCACUUUUAAUUUUGACAUCAUUGAAGACAAAUGGACAUUUGUUUGUUUAGGCAUGGAAAAGAACUCUUCUAACAUCAAUGUCAAUCUCUAUGUCAAUGAUAUCAAAACACAUGAAAUAAUCACUGUUGAAUCCUUGAGAUUAGACAAAUCAUAUAAUGUUUCUUUGGAUAUUGGUUCAAAUGAAAAAGGAAGAUGUUAUUUGGGACCAAUUGGGUUCUUCGAUAAACCUGAGAAUUGUUUGAUGAUGUACAAGAUGGGACCAAGAAUAUUCGAUAGACCGGCAAUGCUUUACAUUGUCCCUCAAGUAAUAAAAUCAAAUUUAGUUCUCUCACAAAAAUCAAAUCAAAAUGAACCUGUAAAAGCCGUUCUAAAAAGUGACAUAAAAUUCAGAGUCCCUGUCACUUUCUUCGAUAUUUUGACAAGGAAUUUCAUGUUAGAGAAUUUGAUACCAUUAUUCAGAACAUUAGAUAUGAAACUAGAAAGUGGAGAUUUAGUUCCAAUUUUCAGUGGAGCAGUUAUUGAUAUAAUUAUUGAUUCUCUUUCUUCUUCGAAAUUUAUUGAAGAUGAAUUUGUAUCUCAUCAUGGAUUUGAAGUCAUUGCUGAGUGUUUGAGCCAAAGCAAUCAAAGAAAUUUGAUUUAUACAACAUACCAAAAGUUUUAUUUCACUUUUAUGACUUCUAAAAAUGAGAAACUCAAAAAAGUGAUUUUGAAAGAAAUUUUGGUCAAUCCUGAUAUAUGGAUUCAUUCAACAGACCAAGACCAAAAAUUCAUUGUUAAAGAUUGGGGAUUAACUCUUUACUCGAAGCACUACAAUCUUUGCAAAGAAUGUUGUCCAUUCGACUAUUUAUUGAUGAUUUUGAGAAUUUAUUAUUGGUACGAACCUGUUGAACAAGAAAUUGCUCAAUGUACUCCUAAUUCGAAAUACCCAAGAUUCUCAAAAAUCUCCAUCAAAGAAAUCAGACAAGAAAUCAUAUACAUUUUGGCAAUGAUUUCUACAAAAGAUUUCACUGAUGACAUGUUCAAAUCAUUGCUUGCUCACACUGUUGCUUGCAAAGAUUUGAAACAAGUUGUCGACUUUUUGUUCUUGAUUAGAAUAAUGAUUGUUAAUGAAGAGCAACCAUUCAAUAAAGUCGAAAACUCAUGGCCAUUGUUUAAUGUUUUGCAUCAUUUGGUGAAUUCAGGAAACGAAGACAUCAGUUUCGCAGCAAUUGAAACAAUUGCAGCUUUACAUUUAUUGGAACAUUUCUCAACAAUUCCUGUGAAAUAUCAUGUUGGUGUUUUGAUUGAAGAAUUACCACUUUCAAGUUUGUCCAUUGAUUAUUUCGCGAAGUUAAUUCCAUUGGUCAAUAAAUACCCUGAUUUCUAUCCACUCUGUUUCUACUACGUUCUUCACGAAGGAGAGAAAUCAUGUGGUGCUUUGAUCCAAUAUAUUAACAUCAAUGAACAAUUCGCGAAAAGAAGAUCUUGGGCAUUUUGGCCUGUCGUAACCGCUUUGACAUUUGGCGGAGAGUUUAUGGAGAAAAUCAUCGAGUUCAUUGCUAAAUGCACAAAUGAACAUUGGAGAACAACAUUCGCUAUAAUAGAUGUUGUAGCAAGAGUUCUAAAAGUCGAUGACACAAGGCCGAAAUCAAUUUUCAUUCAUUCUGUCGUCAAAAAUCUUUGGGAACAACCACUUUUGUCGUUCGAAUAUAUGCAUGAUUUCUUCGAUUUGUGCAUUUUCCAUUUGUUCUUUAGAAAAGUAACUCAUAAGUUGAGUUCCGUUGAAGAGAUUCUCCAUGAUAUCGAUCCACAAAUGGAAUACAAAAAUGAUGAUUUCGAUUUAAGUGAAGUGACUUCAGAAUCAAUUUCAAUGGAAACUUUACAAUCCACAGAAAAUUUGGCAGAAAUCAGACAGAAUUUCAAUCGUUAUGAAUUUGUUUCCAAACUUUCUAAAUUGGAGAUAAAUGAUGAAUACACAUUUGGCUUGAACUUGAAUAAAGAUGGUUCAUGGCUUGAUGCAGAAUGUGCAAUAGAUGUAAUAAAACAAGCGAGAAGAAUGAAAGUAGAAACUUAUCAUAAUUUCUCAGCGAUGCUUGCCAAAUUUGCAUACAAAGAUGUUCCUGAUUUAGCUAAAGAACAAAUGGAAGAACUGAUCAAUGACAAUGUCGCAGACCAAAUGUACAUUGACAUGAUGAAUGGAGAGAAUUUGGAUCAUACAGAUUGUUUCGAAAGAAUCAUCAGAGAUACAAGAGAACACAAUGAUACAAUUGUUAAUUACAACAAAGACGUUGUUGAAAAAAUCAAACACAACUUCGAGAAAGUUCUUAAUGGCAUGGCAACAUUAAUUGAUACAACAGAUAACUCUAUUUUCGCUGAGUUGCAUCAAAACAUUUUAGGUUUCAUCGCUGAUGACAUUUUGAUGCAUAAUUUCUGCAAUAAAAGAAGAGAAACAAUCGAAAAUUCUGUCACUACAAAGACAGGACCAUGGUUCACGCCGAAAUCUCCUUCGAAAGGAAGAAUGAUCUCUAGAUACAAUUGUUAUGAAAAUAUUCCAAUGAAAAUGAUCGAAUUCAAUGAGAUCCCUCAAAUUUCUGAUACCCUUGAAUAUUUGAGAGACAAAUACAUGAUGUCAGAAAUCCCACAAAUUCCAGAUUUCUGCGAGAUCUCGUUUAACGAAGAGAACGAGAACCUGAAGAUUGUUUUGACCUGCGACAGAAUAGAAGUCACAGGAACAACUCGUGCGAAAUUAUUUGUUUAUUCUGAUUGUUUGGAAAUAAAGAACAAACAACAGAUGAUAAAUAUAGAUGCAAGAGCUGUUAAACAAAUCCUCUUCAGACCAAUAAGACAUUUACCAACUGGUCUUGAGAUUUUCACAGUUUCAAAUGAAAGUUAUUUGUUGAAUUUGGAUAAAUUGAAUUCUCUCACUCUGUUGAGUGGAAUUUCAAGUCUUUCUGCUUUCUCGCAAGCGGAAAUACAAACAAUGAAACCUCUUGAGUACUUCAAGUCAAGGAAUUCAACAGAGAAAUGGAUAAACCACGAGAUAACUAAUUUCGAGUAUUUGAUGGAAUUAAAUAACAUAAGUGGUCGCUCAUUUAAUGACCUCACAAAUUAUCCUGUUCUCCCGAAUUUCUUGGCAUUGGAUGCAGAAUCUCAUUUGAUUGUUAAGGACUUCACUGAUAUAUCUAACUACGAUUUAUCUCGUAGACAUGUAAUUGAUUUAUUGAGCUUUGCAGAGCCAUUUAAAUCAUAUUCAAAGAAUCCAAGUAACGUAAGAGAUUCGAUACAAAGCAACAUCUUAGUUCCUGAAUACUUCGUUUGUAUCGAUGCUUUCAGAGAUGUUGCUUUACCAUUCGGUUUCAAUUGUUCUGAGAAAUUGGUAACUUUAGUUUAUGAAUCAUUUGAAAAUGAUUUAGUUAGCGAAAGUUUACCAACAUUCAUUGAUAAUUUCUUCGGAAUUCUCCAGAGUAAGUUCGAUUUCGUUGAUGAAAAUGUCUGGAAGAAAGCUCCUCCAACUGAUAUCUCUUAUUACAUGUCAAUUGUCGCGAGAACAGAAGAAGAAGGACAAUUACCUUCGCGAUUGUUCAGUGAGAAACAUCCUCAAAGAAUGAAGAUAGAAAAGGAUAUCCACCUUGAUUUGAUUUCUAAGAUCAAGCCGAAACCAGAACCAUUAGAUUUAGAUCCAGAAGAACAUGAUUUGGAGAAUAUAACUGUCAGUUUCAGGAUCGAUGAUGAUUCAUUUAUUUAUGGAACAAAAGAUGGAUACAUCGUUAGAUCUAAUCCAGAUAUCAAGAAGAAAGUAUCAGAAGAAUCAAUUGUUUGUAUCUCUAUUGAUAGUUCUUUGAUUUGCGUUGGAUGUGCUGAUUGCAAAUUUGUUGUUUUGUACUCAAAUACUCUUGAAUAUUUCGCACAUUUCCCAUUCUUUACAUCUCCUAUCAAAAUUGCAAAUCUUUCGGAGAGAUUUUCAAUUGUUUUCGGAUCAACAAGUGAAUAUAUCUUCAUCUACAGCUUGAGUACAAGAAGAAUGAUAAUGCUUGUUGAAACAAAUAAGAAAGCUGUUUGUGCUUGCAUGUCUAAUAUCUAUGGAAUUAUUUGUUUCUCAUUCGGAAAAGACUUGUUUACUUACACUUUAAACGGUGACAAAUUGUCGAGUAGACAGUUUGAAUUCGAGGCAAACCACAUGGAGUUUAUUUCUGAUCAGCAGAAGGAGAUUUUGGUCUUUACUGAUGGAAAUAACACUCAGUUCUUGGACCUUGUUGCAUUAAUGUAA
This is a messenger RNA of Trichomonas vaginalis G3, 5775 nucleotides long. Its product is annotated as platelet formation protein family. The record is from RefSeq and is a predicted model, not a curated record. Gene Ontology annotation, molecular function: protein binding. The coding region runs from base 1 to 5775 and encodes 1924 amino acids. NCBI's taxonomy places the organism in Eukaryota, Parabasalia, Trichomonadida, Trichomonadidae. The transcript has a single exon.